This is a messenger RNA of Protopolystoma xenopodis, 1239 nucleotides long. The record is from the annotation of a GenBank genome assembly. NCBI's taxonomy places the organism in Eukaryota, Metazoa, Platyhelminthes, Monogenea, Polystomatidea, Polystomatidae.
AUGGUCACCUUGACUCCUUCCAGCCAUUGGAGUGAGUUGGAUCUCGUCCGUGAGCUGGCACAGUCGCAUUCUGCGAAUAAGAUGCCUGGCUCUAGUGGCAAUGGCCAUUGUUUGUUUCAGCCAUUGGCUAGUGGCUUCGACGUUAAAUCCAAACUAUCUGACUCAAUCCAGGCGCCGCGGCGCAAGCUAGGAAUCUUUUCCCACAAGCCUAUCCCUUUUUAUUCCUUUUCGUUACCCACCUGGGGGUCCGUCUCGUCUGAAGCUGAGGUGGCGGCGGCCGGAACACCGUCAGAUCAGCAUUCUCAAAUACUAAUGGUCAACUCAUCUCAACCAAUUUUUCAUCCGGCUUCCAAUUCCAACACCUCUGCACCUGUAUGCAUAUCUUCCACUAGUACCAAUGUUAGUGCUAUUCCUAAAGCGAUGAUGACUGCGAGUAAUAAGCCUGUUGUCAGCAAUAGAUCAACUGGAACCUCAGAAAAUGAAAUUGUUCAUUUAUUAGCUCGCCUGGUCACUUGUCAUCGUACGCCCAGAAAUUUCAUAAAUUCCAAUUGUUGUGGAACCCAGCGCUCCAGAUGUCCUGAUUCUAAGGUUCCUUCUGGGUUAAACUGUUCUGGUGGUUUUCGGACCAAUUCAAGCCAACCUUCAAGCCGUUUUGAGACUGAUAAGGAACCAACAGAUGAGGAAGACGUCGACGGGGAAGAUCAAGGUGAUGACGAGGUUGAUGAGGCUCAUCCGGAUGUUUGCCUUAUUUGCGCUGAGUCAGCUGCCCUUUUGGCUCUGACUGGUGGCCCUUCAGCUCGGGCAUGGAAAUCCUCAUACGCACUCCAGCCCAGUGAAGGAGAGCGACAGCCUUUCCGCACUGUUCCUGAUGCCAAUAGCAGAACUGGCUAUUCGGUUGGCCUUGCCAACGAUGCAAAGAGCAAUUUUUUUCCGAGAGCAAUAGAGAAUAGCUCAACUGUGGGACUGAGAGGUAGCUCAGCCAAUAACUCAGAACUUUUGAUGGAGAUCACUCUACCUCGAGUCUUUGCGGUUUCUUCGUUUGACUUGCACAUUUGUCUUGCUGAAGGUAUACAGCCUUCGCAGCUGCAACCGAUCUUCAUCUAUUUACUUCGUCAGAAUGUCUGUCAUUUCGGUAUAAAGCCAGUCCCAAUGCGUGUUUUACUCCAGGCGCUAGUUCUCAAGGCCUUUGAAGCACGCACACUGCCGCCUCAUCGAGUAGAGCGUCUAGUUUCUGAUUAA